UCGUCGCGUUAGUCGGUUCUAUGGAAUAAUAACAAAAGAGCCUUUAUUGAGUUCGGUUGGAAUGAUUUUAUAAAAUAUAAAAAUUUAAAUAAUUUGUAUCUGAAUACGGAGUUCAAUAGUUUCUCCAACAAUUUUUUGAAAAAAUUUGCAUCGAAAAAGUGAAAACUCUGCCAAAGAAAACUCGCUUCUGGAAGAUUUUCAAUGAUGAAGAUCAUCAGUGAGGAAGGCAAAGAUCGUAUUUGAUCGUCAUCGUCGUCGUCUUCGUCUUCGUCAUAGCCAUUGGCUUUUGGUUUUAUUAUUUUUCCUUCAUUAUAGUUUAUCUACUCGUAUCUAUCCAUCAACCAACAUACACUUCCAUCUAAAACAACUGAAAAAAGAGAAAAUUAAAUAUAAAAAUAGUUGGAUUAAUAUAUUUUUAUUAUUAUUCUUGUAUGUGCCGUGGUUCGUGAGAGUGUAGCAUGUGUACAUAACGUAUUUGAAAAAUUAAGAAGAUACAAGAAAUGUCUAUAAAAGGAAGAAGUUAUAAAAUAAUAAAAAAUAUCUAAGUCUAAGAGAGAAGUGAUUAAGAUUGUUUUUCUUUUUUUUUGUACUUGGUGUUGUUGUUUUAGUUCUUUCUUUUGUGUUUGAUUUUUAUUAAAGUGUUGAAUUUAAAAAAAAAAACGUUCCUUCCUUCCUUCCUUGAGAGUGGUUAGUGGCAAGAUUAAAAUAAUUCUAUGUCCAUUAGAUACUCAGAUAUAAAAGGAAGAUCAUUCUCUACUUAACUCUAGCAUAGAAUCAUCCAAUUGAAAAUACAUAUUCACCUGUGGCUUUUAUCUGCAUAUACAUAUGGGAACAGGAUUCACCCAUCGAACAGAGAGUUAAGAUCUUUCCACACACUUGUGCUGAGACAUACCUCUUUUGAUUUGAAUUUGACAUUAAGACACCUUGAGCAUUACAAAGUCAAAGUCAAAGUCGGAGUCAUAUUUAAAGAGAGGAUCUGCAUCAUCCGCAUCCGGAAACAAAUAUCUGCCAUCUUUGGCUAGAAGACAGAACUGUGUUUUGCAAACAUAUACUUCAGAAAAGGUAAACAUCUAAGAAUUUGAAUGAGACUUCAACCUGUUUACGACAGAGGUUACUGCAGCAGCAGCGCCAGUGGGACGAGCAGCAUGCGAGAAGAGGAUAUUGAAAUUGCAAUCAAAGUUGUAAUUGUGGGGAAUGGUGGCGUUGGAAAGAGUUCAAUGAUACAACGCUACUGCAAGGGAAUCUACACAAAGGACUACAAGAAAACAAUUGGUGUUGAUUUCCUUGAGAGACAAAUCGAAAUUGAUGGUGAAGAUGUCAGAAUAAUGCUGUGGGACACAGCCGGCCAGGAGGAAUUCGAUGCUAUUACCAAAGCCUAUUACCGUGGUGCGCAAGCGUGUGUGCUGACGUUCAGUACAACAGAUCGAACGUCGUUCGAAGCCUUAAAGGAUUGGAAAAUGAAGGUAGAGAACGAGUGCAAUGAAAUUCCCACAGUUAUAGUCCAAAAUAAAAUUGAUCUUAUGGAUCAGGCAAUAGUUACUGCUGACGAAGUAGAAACUGUAGCAAGAAAUCUUGGCUGUCGACUGAUAAGAACCUCCGUCAAAGAAGAUGUCAAUGUGGCGUCAGUAUUUCGAUAUUUGGCGACGAAAUGUCAUCAACAAAUGACACAAUCCUACAAUACAGUUCUGCCUAUUGGCCAACCACAGAUAAGUCCCUUAAGUCCAACUUUUACAAAAUCUAAUGGAACAAUAAUUCUAAGGCCAGCAAAAAAAUCAUCCAAAAAGAAACUUGUAUUGAAAAAAUGUGGAAUACUUUGAGACAUAACAAAAAAAAAAAACAUAUUUAUGUUUAUUUAAAAUGCCUAAGUUAAAUAUUAUAAUUAUUUUAUUUUUUAUAUUGUUUUUUGUUUAAGAAUGUGAAUGAUUUAAGAUUUUAAUCUAAUAGAUAUUAUGUAGUAGAUUUUGUUUUUGAUUUUCGUUUAUGAAGUUCAUAAAAUACAGUAUUUAAGACGAAAUCAAUGAAAAAGAGUCAUAACUUAAUUUUUAAGAAU
Eupeodes corollae is the source of this 2050-nucleotide messenger RNA. RefSeq names its product ras-related protein Rab-23 (gene Rab23). The coding region runs from base 1083 to 1817 and encodes 244 amino acids. Gene Ontology annotation, molecular function: GTP binding; GTPase activity. Lineage: Eukaryota; Metazoa; Arthropoda; Insecta; Diptera; Syrphidae. The record is from RefSeq and is a predicted model, not a curated record. The transcript is spliced from 7 exons.